Molecule: messenger RNA, 3515 nt
Organism: Symsagittifera roscoffensis
Lineage: Eukaryota; Metazoa; Xenacoelomorpha; Acoela; Convolutidae
Product: cilia- and flagella-associated protein 251-like
Exons: 3
Coding region: 1-3501 (1166 amino acids)
Cellular component (GO): motile cilium
Molecular function (GO): protein binding
Source: RefSeq, a predicted model, not a curated record
AUGGGUUUUUUUGUGCACUUAGCUAGACCAAACAUUUUGCUGAUCAUUUACGGGACCGCCAACAGAAGGCCUACACAUGGUUCCAAGAUUCAGCCGGGCAAGGAGGGGGAGGGAACAGAUAAUAAAGAGAACUCUGGAGACAAAAUUGAAGAAGAUGGUCAAGACGAACCACCGAAAGAAAAGGCGGAAGACGAUGCUGGGGCCGAUGAGACAGUCGAGGAGGUGAAAGAGCCCGAAGACAACAAAGUAAACGAAGAAAUUCCUGCUAAAACUCCUGGAGAUGAAAAUGCUGAAACAGUAGCAAAAGUUCACGACGAGGAAGAUGACGCAAGUAGUCAAGAGGGAGAAGAAAACUUAGACAAUGAUAGAGAAAGCAUGGCUAACAAGAUGCUAGGCGAAGCAGAUUCUAACAAUAUUGAAGAUGAGUACAUAACAGAUCAAAUUCCAUCUGACAGAGUGCCCGAGUUCCAGAAACCGGGAACUGAAACGAUUCCAGAAGGAGGACAAGACGUGGAAACAGAAGGGAAAAUAAAACCGGAUGAUACAAUCGUCGCACCUGUUGGACCAAACGCGCAAGAACUUCCUGAAAUGCGAACAGAGCAAGAGACUGUUCAGAACGAGGGAACAAUGGGAACAGAAGGCGAGGGUCAGAAAACCUCCCAGCCAACAAGUCGCGCAGGUGGUCAUUCAUCAGACGCUCAUUUGUCCACAACAACAGAUGGUCCUUCUACUGAGCCUCCACCGGCAGGUCGGGUUAAAAAAGAGCAGCCGGAGAAAAAGAGGGGAUCGUCGGCAAACUCAAAGCCGACUGCCAAACAGUUAAAUCAUUGCUUGAAUCUCGACUGGUGCUUCGGGGUGAACAAAUAUUGCCCAGCUCUAAACAUGCUGUACAAACUAAACGCGGAUGAUCCUGGCCGUGAUUCGGUUUUGUACACGUGUUCGAAUAUUGCUGUUUUGUACGACUUCAACGAAAACACUCAAACAUUACUUCAAGGCCACAGUCACGCAAUUACAUGCACGGAUACAAGCGAAGAUAAACGCUGGCUGGUGACUGCCGAUUCUGGGAAGUUCGCGUCCAUAAUUAUUUGGGAUACCUUCACUUUCAUCCCGGUUCAGACCAUUUUUGAUCCCCAUCCGAGUGCUGACGGAUCUGGCGAUGACACAGGUGUCGCAGCAAUUGCGAUGACUAAUGAUGCCAAGUAUAUAGCUAGUGUCAGCUCUUCGACUCCACAAUCUGUCAGCAUCUGGGAUUGGACAUCUCGUAGUGGUGUCAGCGCCACCGCAAGUGUCACUCUGAGCCUCCAUGACACUCAUGUUCAAACGUUCAUCAAGUUCAAUCCAGCUAAUCCAUUUCAGUUGGUAUCUAACAGCCAAGAUCAAGUCGUAUUCUACCUUUGGGACGGUGCUGAAAACUUGAAUUACCAUGACCCUAAAGUGACCGAUAAGGACUUCAAUAGAUUUGUCGGUACCUUCAGCCAAUCUAUUCACGCUCCUGGAAGUAAAUGGACGUUCACGGCAACGAGCGCUGGCAACAUGGUUGUUUGGGCUCCUGACAAGGCUCUGGACCGACAAGCUGCUAGCACCCCUUCGGCACUAUACAAACUGAAAGCAUUCAAACUUGUGAAGCUGCAAGAGCGAGCCUUAACGGUAUUGACAACCCAUGACCAAUACGUAGUCACUGGUGAUAUUGCUGGGUGCAUUAAGUUCUACGACAACCAAUUAAGAAUGAUCAAUUGGUAUCAGGACUUCGACAGAAUUGGCCCUAUUAAUUCAGUGUCGUUCGCGUACUGUCCAGGGUUUCCGUUCACGGUAGCCAGGAACAACAAAAUGCCGACAGAUGCGACAAUUGAAGCGAAUAAAUUUCCCAUUAAAGAUUUCAUCAUCAGCACCAUAACUGCCAAAGUAGGAAAGGUUCAAAAUGACGGGACUGAACUAGUAAUGAUUUCACAGGAGCACGAUGAAGCAAUCUACGCACUGGCAGCGCAUCCGAAAAGGUCGCACAUUUGCAUGGGAAGUUUUGCAGGUUAUAUCAAAGUCUGGGACUAUGAGAAGAAAAAAGUCGUGUGUGAUCUUAAGCUGAAAUUCAAACAAUUAGUGACAUGUUUGACCUAUGACCCCUCAGGUACUUUUAUCGCCUUUGGGUUUGACGAUGGAAAUGUUCGGGUCAUGGAUUCUUUGACCUUGGCUGAUGAACUCAAACAACCUUUUGCCAUGUCGCAAAAGUCAAUCACCCAUAUCAAAUUCUCGCACAAUUCUAAAUAUCUCGUGACUGCAGAUAAAGACUUAUGCGUGGUUGUCUACAAAGCUCAGUUUAGCGAAGGUUCGGCGCCAUUUGUUUUCUUCGGCAAAAACCGAGCGCACUACAAAGAGAUCACGGAAAUCAUGUUCGGAGUCGCACUGGAAAGCGAGUUUCCACGACUUAUGUCAAUCGGUAGAGACAGAGUGCUAGUCGAGUACGACCUUGAAAACAGUUCGGAAGACGACAUCCGAAUUGCCAGCACUAAUAAAAUCGAGCAAAGCGGGGUACCUUUGAGUCUCGCGUGGUAUCCGCCGGUUAUGAAAGAGGAUUUCUUGAUUACAGCGAACGAUCAGUUUAAACUGAAGUUGUUCAAUUCGACUACCAAGAUGUGUAGGAAAACUGUUCUCGGGCCGACUUACGGGACGCCGCUGACCAAACUGGCGGUGCUUCCGCAUAUCGAAGACCCAUUUAAGGAGCCAAGGUAUAAAGUUCACUUUCCUGCUAUUGAGGCCUGUUCUAAGCUAGGCGGCGAAGACCUAGUCCCUUUCUACGACCUAAUGCAGGGAGGAAGGGAAGGUCAUCUGUUUAAAGAACUCGAGGACUACUUCGAUUACGCAAUGGUCAGAUCACAAGGGGUCAACACAAUGAAAAAACGACAUGUCUCUGUUACUAUUCCGAUCAGCGAGAUCCCAUUUGUAAUGCGAGCUCUCGGAUUUUACCCAACCGAACAGGAAAUCGAAGACAUGCUGAAUGAAAUUAAGUUUUCAAAGUACGUGGAGACCGGAAAUUACGUAACUGACAUCGACCUGAACACUUUCAUAAAGUUGUACGUCAAUCAUCGUCCAGCUUUUGGACUGAACCCGCACCUAAUUGCCGAAUCUUUUGAGCAUCUUGGAGUCAUGGACCAAAAAGGCCAUUACAUAAUCGAUCGCGACGAGUUCAUAGAGAUACUUCAAAACCGAGGCGAGCAGCUCAACGAUUCGGACCUAGCCGAGUUCAUUUCUGUUCUGCUCGGAAUAAGCCCUGAGGGAUCGGUUUCUGAGAUGAAAGAGUUCAAAGCGAUCGAACAAGACCCGGAUUUAUUUGCCCGACUACCGGUAGAAAUUUCGGCCGAUUUGUUUUCGAACACGCUCCUCGGCUUUCCGGUCUCAAGUAUCAUGACCAAUAACGGCGUUGAAGAGUCAGAAAAGGGAUCAAAAUGGACUCCCGAGGCAUCGGCUAAAAGUGUGCGCCUUGUGACCACAGGAACUCAGGCUGAAUGAUUCAAAUUGAAACG